CGACUGACGACCACACCUGCUUUCACCGUUGAUUUUUAUUUCUUCUGUCAUUCCUUGAACAGUGACUAUGGCAUACAACGACCCGUACGCUGCACCCAAUCAGGGGUAUAACAUGAACUACGUUGGCCAACCGCAGUACCCGCCGCAAGCCUCAAACCAGCCGAACUACAAUGACGCUCAGGAGUUCAACCCGUACGAGCACCAGCCACGCUUCCCAACAUACGACCAGCAGCCAUAUACAGAUAAUCCAGGCGGGCAGGCAGGAUAUACUGAUUAUAGCCGGCCUCCCUAUGAUCGAGAGAAGAAGUUCGCUGAGGCGAGGAUGAGUGUAGGGCCACCACCCAAAGAUACGGGGAUGCUCAGGAUAUGGAGACAGCAUGGGAGAGGAAAGCAGUGGACUAGAGGAGGUGGCCUACGUUCAUGCUGCCGCUUCUUUGGCUGUUUCCUUCUUUCCUUCAUUUUCAUCCUUCUCGCUGUUAUUCUCAGUCUUGCUGUGUUCAUCCGCCCUCCCGAUGUUCAGUUCAACGGCGUGUCUACUCCUGCCAACGGACAGACGUUCCAGCAGAUCAGCGCCUCUAGCUUCGCUGUCAACCUCGACUUGAACAUCGCCGUACGCAACCCGAACUUCUUUGGUGUCGAUUUCAACAGCAUAACUGCGAAGAUAUUUUUCCCUGGAUUCACUCCCCAGCUGGGAGGUGGAAAUCUCACCAACGUGCAGUUCGGGAGCAAUACUGCAACCACAUUGGCGUUCCCUAUCACGCUGAACUAUUCGACGACUGCGGACCCAAGUUUGACCCUCCUGACCGGUAUCGCUAGUAGCUGUGGCUACAACGGUGCACAACAGAGCAACAUCAAUGUCGACUUCUCCAUCACUCUUGCCCUGAAGAUUUUGUUCGCACAAAUCUCACCAACGAUCUCCUCCUCGAUAGGGUUUGCAUGCCCUCUUACACAGUCGGAAGUCCAAGGUGUAAUAGGCCAAAUCCUCGGUGGUGGGAUUUGAAAGGCUAUCCGAAUAAGCUAUCACAGAAGAGGAGGACGGCUGGAAACACAAACGCUGAAGAGGAUAAUGGAAAGCGAACGGGACGGACGGAGUGUCAUAAGAACAUUUCACAUGAUGAGGGACAUGGGCUCUACCAUACUUUUCUACGGACUUGUAUAGUUGUA
This is a messenger RNA of Dacryopinax primogenitus, 1164 nucleotides long. RefSeq lists its product as uncharacterized. The record is from RefSeq and is a predicted model, not a curated record. The transcript is spliced from 5 exons. Lineage: Eukaryota; Fungi; Basidiomycota; Dacrymycetes; Dacrymycetales; Dacrymycetaceae. The coding region runs from base 68 to 1000 and encodes 310 amino acids.